Molecule: messenger RNA, 1632 nt
Organism: Octopus bimaculoides (California two-spot octopus)
Lineage: Eukaryota; Metazoa; Mollusca; Cephalopoda; Octopoda; Octopodidae
Product: jerky protein homolog
Source: RefSeq, a predicted model, not a curated record
AUGGCUUCUAAGAAAGAUGCAAGUGUCGGUUGUGGUGUAAAGCGUAAACACCAGUCGAUAUCGAUAAAAGAUAAGGUAGAACUAUUGCAAAAACUGGAAAGUGGCGUUUCAAUACGAAAACUAUGCAAUAUGUAUGGCAUCGGUUCAUCAACUGUUUACGAUAUAAAGAAGCAGAGAGAGAAACUAUUUAAAUUCUAUAUAGACAGUGGUUGCAAGAAGCAGAUGGGUGUAAGAAAAACUAUGAAAGGUGUUAAAAGUAUUGAACAUGAUCGAGCAAUGAAGGAUUGGAUUCAAAAACGUCGGCUUCAUGGAGAGGAAUUAACAAGUAAUAUGUUAAUGGAACAGGCUAAGAUUUUCCAUCGUCAACUUAAUUUAGAUUAUGAAUGUGAUUAUAGUGAAGGAUGGCUUCAAAGGUUUAAGAGACGUCAGGGGAUUUCCUUACAGAAAUUGUCUACGGAUAAACGGUUUGCGAAGGAAGGAACUGUCGAGUAUAUUCAGGAAUUUUCUAAAUUUAUAACUCGCGAGUAUCUUACCCCCGAACAAGUGUAUAAUGCCGAUGAAACGGUAUUAUAUUGGAGAUGUAUACCAAAAGGUGUUUUGACCAGAGAGGACAAAGAAGGAUUUGAACGAUCUAGGGAAAUAAUUACUAUUUUAGGAUGCUCAAACGCAGCAGGAACCCACAGAUGUAAACCACUAGUUGUAGGGAAAAGUAAAUGUUCAAAGGCGUUGAAAGACACAAAAGAAUACCCAAUAAUAUACCGUACAAAUAAAAACGGCAACAUUACCACUGCCAUUACUUUAGAAUGGUUAGAAAAAUAUUUUGUGCCAGAAGCCAGAGCCCACUGCACAUCCGUAGGGCUACCAGAAGACUGCAAAAUUCUUCUCAUUUUGGAUAACUGCUCGACUCACCCUAAGGCUGAACUAAGUCAAAAGAAUGUUUUUACUUUGUAUUUACCACCAAACUGUGCAUCGCAUAUCCAGCCACAAGAGCAAGGAAUACUUGACUGUCUGAAAACAGAGUACCGCUUACUUUUCAUGAGACAUAUAUUAGAUGUAGUAAAUACUGGUAUGCCUUUAGAGAAAUUUAUGGCAGAAUUUAAAAUAGAUGACCUGCUUUAUUAUAUUGCUAACGCUUGGCAGAACCUAACAACAUCAAUACUAAAGGCUGGCUGGCAUAAGUUAUGGCCUAAGUUGAUGCAUGAUAAUCCAAUUGAAGAAAAGUUUGGAUAUAACUGGACAGGAUUUCAUUUACAAAAGGAAAAAGAAGUUGUCGAUGAGUUGCUGGAUUAUGCUGAGAAUAUUACUGGAGAUGAUGCGAAAUGCCUAGCAGAUAAACUUAAUAACGAAAACCUGUCUGAAUGGUUAAGUAUCGACGAAAUAUCACCUAUUGUCUAUCACAAUGCUGGUCCCGAUGUUGUAGGUGUUUCUCUGAUUUCUGGCAGCAACAGCGGUGUUGAAGAAUGCAAAGAUAAAAAUGAAAUUGAUGAAAGAUUUAGUAUUGAGAAGAUAAUUGACUUGUUGGCUGAAGUAAUUACAGGGUUAGAACAACGUAACUUUAUGAGUAAACAAGAGCUAAUGAGUCUAUAUUUGAUAUAUGAAAAGCUACAUGUGGAAAAAUCAAAGCAAUUGUAA